This is a messenger RNA of Xenopus tropicalis (tropical clawed frog), 2811 nucleotides long. RefSeq names its product HDGF like 3 (gene hdgfl3). The coding region runs from base 422 to 1084 and encodes 220 amino acids. The record is from RefSeq and is a predicted model, not a curated record. The transcript is spliced from 7 exons. Lineage: Eukaryota; Metazoa; Chordata; Amphibia; Anura; Pipidae.
GGGGCUCUUUGCAGGACUGAGGCAUACGUAAACCGAAAGAACAAGCUGAACGAUACACUAUUACCUACUCUUAACUAAAUCCCAAGCUGCACUGAAUAUAUUUGUGUUAGGUCGCUGCCCGCCUUAAAAUGAAGCACAGAGAAGUCACGUUGUGAGAGAUCCAGUGCUGGGUAUAGAGAGGGAGCUGUGUUCGCGGAAAGGACCAGGGCAUCCUCUGUUCAAGCUCCCUGAGACAAAGGCCUCUUCGGGAAACCUCAGUGUUUGGAAGUGGAAUCACAAAAAAGGAGGUGGUGCCCGGGCCUUCCUGCCCCCUGUGGUCGUUUUAGGCUCCGCACGUCCCCCCAUUUCUCCGGCUGCUGCCGCAGAGCGGAGGGGGGCGGAGGAGAGGGCAGCUACGUGUGUGUCGUUGUGAGGGAACAAGAUGGCUCGGCCCAGGCCCCGGGAUUACAAAGCAGGAGAGCUGGUCUUUGCCAAGAUGAAAGGCUACCCGCACUGGCCUGCCAGGAUUGAUGAACUCCCUGAAGGAGCUGUGAAACCACCAGCAAACAAGUUCCCAAUUUUCUUCUUUGGCACCCAUGAAACUGCAUUUUUGGGCCCUAAGGAUCUUUUCCCUUACAAGGAAUAUAAAGAAAAGUUUGGGAAAUCAAACAAGAGGAAAGGAUUUAAUGAAGGUUUAUGGGAAAUAGAAAAUAAUCCUGGUGUGAAGUUUACUGGAUAUCAGGCUAUACAGCAGCAGAGCUCCUCAGAAACCGAGGGAGAAGGAGGCAAUGCAGCUGAUGGCAGCAGUGAAGAAGAGGGAGACCGUGUGGAAGAAGACGGAAAAGGCAAAAGAAAGAAUGAGAAAGCAGGUUCCAAGAGGAAGAAGUCCUAUGCUUCAAAGAAAUCAUCCAAGCUGUCUCGGAAAUCUUCAGCAGACGAUGGGGAAAAAGACAGUAAAGAUGAAAUGAAUAAGAGUGGUUCAGAGGCAGGCGAUGUGGACAACGAUACAAGAAAUGCUUCAGAAGUGCAGAAAAGCAGUGCGGGGAAUGUUUAUGCAAGAGUUGGGGGCCGUAAGAAAUGCACAGAUCCUAAAGAGAAAUUAUAAAUCUUAGUGGCACACAGGCAAGAUUUGACUUAACAAGGUACUUCAUACUGUGGGAAGAGAGGUCUGAAUUUCGCUGUGUAGUAUUCUUGGAUUUGAUAUAACUCAACGCAUUUCAUUGUUGCCAUCAAGAGAUUGUCAGUUUGUAUGCAUAUUACCAUGUUCUCUCUGUUGUGUUUGCUGGCAUCAGGAGUCCCACCUCUUUCAUUUCACAUCGUUCUGUUGCAUGAAGUUGCCCUUUUACAAGAGAAGCACUUACAUAAUUCCACAGCCUUUGAUAUGGAAACAUUUUUGAACCACUAAGAUCACUGAACAACUCAUCUAACAAUGGCCCAAUCAUUAACCCCUGUUUCCAGGGGGCCCAUAUCAACUUAUUUCCUACUAAAGUGAGCCAACAAUUACAAUGUAAAUUACAUGUGAUGCGUGUGCCUGAUAUGCCUCAGUGAUAAUACCAUAUGAAUACUGUAUAUAUUUAUAUAUAUUACAAUGAUGGGCAGAAAAAUAACAUGGGUUUACAGGGCAAGCAAACAAUGUUACAAAGGCCAAAAUGGUACAAAAAUGUUCUUCUACAUAUCUUCUAUAUAUCUGGCUGUAACUUUAAAUGUCUCUAGUUCUUGGUUUGUCACUAUUUCUUUUCUUCUUACCAACACAAAGUAGGUUGAAGGCUCAUAGGGUGCUUUCUUGGCCCAUAUAUUUUAGCCAACAGUGAAGCACCAGAAACACCCCUGCCACCUCCCAUAAACUAUAAUGCACCUUUUAAGGCUAAGAAUUGUUGGUAUUGGGGCAGUCAGGUGGUUCACAUGACAGUCAGUGAGAGGCAGCAUCACUGCUUUUAUGUUGGCUGAAACACACCAUCGAAGAAAAAGCCCCAUGUGCCUUCAGCCUUAGGUUGUGGCUGUGUUUGGGGGCAGAUAGACAGGUUUUUGGGACAGAGCAAAUCCUGUCCCUAAUAUUACAGAGUUGUGUAUUGUAGACAGUUUGGUGUUAUUUGCUAAACAUUCACUUUUGUACAUUUUCAUUUCAAUUUUAAAGGCAGCUAAAGUGCUAUGAGGAAGGAGAAAGCUUUUUACAUAUAAUACAUACCAACUAUAGGAAUAUAUGCUUGUAACAAUGCAUACCUAACUAACUGAAACAAGGGGAAGAAGCUAAAAAAGGCUAUUUGAUAUGCUAAUGGACAAGAUACGUAGAGAAUGUUUUCUCAGUUACAUUAUUCUUACUAUUAUUGCUUACUGAGCACUUUCUUUCUUCAUACAAUUAUGUAUAUGCCUACUUAAAAAGCCUUAACCCUUCCGCUGCCUGAGGGUUCUGUAACCGUUGCAGGCAGCUCUGACAGUGAAGGGAUUGUGAGAUGCGUUUUUUUUAUUAUCAGGCUUAAAAUAACGAUAGGCUGAAAUAGACUAAGAAACCAUUCCAAACCAUUAUUCCUGUGAACGAUAUUGUUGCUAUCGUGAUAAUAGAUUUUAUUUAUUUUUAUGCAAAUGUUUUGGUGAACAUAUUUGUUUUUUUUCAGUAUGUAAUCUCCUUCUGUUCAGCUCAUAUGUUAAAGAACCAUUUCCAGUGUUUGUAGUUGCAAUGCAUUACCCUAGAAAUUUGUACCGUUGGUUUUUUAUACAGUGCGUUAUAUCUGGAUGUGUAUUGGACUUAAGGAUAAGAAUUUUGAAAGAAGAAACCGGUCGCAUUAGACUUCAUUUAUGUAUGUAACUCAAAUAUUAAAGCAAAAUGUUCUGUAA